This is a messenger RNA of Melampsora larici-populina 98AG31, 1338 nucleotides long. RefSeq lists its product as uncharacterized. The record is from RefSeq and is a predicted model, not a curated record. Bases 1 to 1338 code for a protein of 445 amino acids. The transcript has 2 exons. NCBI's taxonomy places the organism in Eukaryota, Fungi, Basidiomycota, Pucciniomycetes, Pucciniales, Melampsoraceae.
AUGAAGCCAAUUCAGACGACGGUCUUGAUAUUUAAUUGGCCUAUGCUACUAUCAGCUAUGGGCGUUUGGGAUUUAUCGGAAUUAUCUAACACGAUAGGUCUUCCUGUUGCAACCACGGAGAGUCAUGUUGGAGCAUUGUCUCACUUGAGCAAACCCAAACCACAUGACACUUCAUCUCAACCUUCCGUUUCUUCACAUAUUUUGCCUGUUGCAGACGAACAGCCUUUGGAAACUCUCACAAACUCCUUCGAUCAUCUUGAAAUCACGCAGCCCGUUUUCCCUAAUUCAGAGGCAUAUCAUGAGUCAGAGCGAUUUUCCUACUUUGGUCUGCAAGGUUCCUCGAGUACAUCCAACCCGCUGCUUCAGGAUUCGACAUCUGCUAGUCUUGUGAAUGAAGAACCCCGAAAGCGCGCACCAGUUCCAUUGUUGGAAUCAGGACUACUCAAGCGCCCAGCCAACACUCAUGAAGAAUUUGAAUAUCAACCUUCCAGGAAAAAACUCCUUCGGGGUCCUACGUCAUUUGACAUUGGUCAAGUAGAAAAAUAUCCGCCAUCCGUGUAUACCGACUUUCAUACCUCGGAUUCAUCAACUCGCCCGAAUCAGCAACCCUCGACGUUACAAUUCAAACCCCUUCCGAGUUCUGCACUCGACUCUGAAAUGCAUCAUGAUUUCAACCUCGAAGAACUGCGUUUUGAACCUAAUAUAGCUAAUAUUCCAUUUGAUAUUGAAAAUCAACAAUCAACACUAGCCAUUCAAAGAUACUACGGGAAAGCUUGGCCUCAAGAAAAACAAAACAAGGAGAAAUUGAGGAAUAAACACUUUGAAGGAAAUUUAGAUCAGAAAUUGGUACCAAAUUCAAAUCAUCAAUUGGAUUCACCCAGAGCAUUAAUUGAUAGAAUUCAACGGGAAUUUGAAUCAUCUUCGGAUUCAUUACCUAUGAAUGAAGUAUUGGAUAAUUAUUUAGACAUUUUAACUAUUUGCUCUGAAGUAAUUUCCUCUAACGGUAUACCUACAAACAUGGAAAAAGAUGUUCGUGAUGGUUACAAAUGGUUGAAGGAAGAAUUCAAAAGAGGGCUACAAAUCUCAUAUCAGAAACAGAGUGGGGGCUUCAAGAGUAUUGUUCAUAGAAGUUAUUGGUUGGGUAAUAGAUCAUAUAAAACAAACUAUGAAAUUAUGGCUGCCAAGUAUGUAUUAGAAUUUAUGCGUCAAGAACGAGAUCACUGGAUCGAGCAUUUAACUCCUCGGAUUGCUCGUGAGUUAUUGGCCAGAACUUUAUUGAUCUCAGCAAAAAGGGUACGACCAUUGAAAUAUAGUGGUGGACCGGGAAGAAUAUCAUAA